This is a messenger RNA of Coturnix japonica (Japanese quail), 6578 nucleotides long. The record is from RefSeq and is a predicted model, not a curated record. Lineage: Eukaryota; Metazoa; Chordata; Aves; Galliformes; Phasianidae.
CGCGGGGCGGGGCCGGGCCGGGCGGCGCGCAGCGAUCAGGGCAGGACGACACGCCCACAGAGCCGGCUGAACCACGGCGGGAGACAGCCGCAUUACAUAACCGCGUACAGAGAGCGCCGGGGUUACACCAUGCGGAUUAACGGCGGCGUCGAUUCAGCAGAUCGCCCUGUGUGUGUGUGAGGGGGAUCGCGGCACCGCCGGGCGAGUGUUCCUUGCUGAGAUCUUGGUUUGCUGCGGGCAGCUGGAUUCACUCCUGAUGCCUGUGUGUGCUAACAGCAGUUACAGCCUCAUGCAAUAAGGGCAGUUACGAGUUGCCACCUACAUAAGAAAAGAAACUCCUUUUAACAAGACUUUGAGUCCUCAAAUAUUCCAGCUUUGAAUGAGUGAUAUUUUACUUUUUUUUUCCCAUUAAAAAGAAUACAUAUUGCAGUAAAAUCCCAUUCCAAGAUACACCUUAAGGUGCUGUUUUAGAAGAAUAGCUUCUGACCAAGAAUUAGAAUUGCUGGAAUAAUAUGCGAACAGAUCAUGAAGAACUCUGUGGCACCAGUUACGGAUCUUUUUGUCUAAAUGGAGGCAUUUGCUAUAUGAUUCCUACUGUACCCAGUCCAUUCUGCAGGUGCAUUGAGAAUUAUACAGGAGCACGCUGCGAAGAAGUGUUGCUGCCCAGCAUCAAGUCUCAAACCAAAGGUGACCUGUUUGCAGUUCUCUUGGCUUCACUUCUCCUUCUCGGAGUUAUUUUAAUUGGAACAUUCUACUUCCUUUGCAGGAAAGCCACCAUCGCAAGGACAAGUUCCUCAGAGUGUGGUGCCCACCUGGUUGAGACCACAAGCAGCAAUGGCUGCAACAAAAUAAUAACGGAGUAAAGCAUUAAGAGUGGAAGAAUGGUGAGAAAAUGAAGUGCAAAGCAACCCUAACAGCUAUAGAGGAUUAUGUUACUCAGGCAAAGAGAGGUCAAGUGACAUGGUCUGUCUCUCUUCCUUCCCUGAUGACACAAAGAGAAUGGCUGGGUACUGAGAGGCACAGAAAACAUGAAUUGAACAGUCCUACUUUCAUCACGUUUCUACCACUGGAGGCUGUGACCAGGAAGAACAGUAUGUAUUUAUACAGCAGCACAUCACCCAGCAGCUCACUACGUGGGAUCUACAAUGUUGUCCUGAAGGAAAAGCUGGAGAAAAUUUCAGCAAGUGAAAGGGAAAAGAAGGCAGAAUGCAGAUUUCUCAUCUCUGAAAUAAAGGAAAAGAAGGUGGGUAAAAAUGAAGGUGGAAAGAAAAAUGUGAAUAAGUGUCAGCUCCUGGGGUGUGCACUACAUGCUCUGGCAUCAGAAAAGAUAGCAUGUAUCUUACACACAUGUAGAUGCAAAUGCAGCAAGACAAAGAAGAAAAGGCAAAGUGUUCCAGUGCAUACAGUUAGAAGUCAACGAGGAAAUCCUAAGAUAACAACUAUUAGAACACAACAGAGAAAAAUGUAUUACUUUCUGAGGACUGUCAAAGAAGCUGGAGUACAAGUGAAAGCUCAGCAUUUGCAGGAAAACGUCCCAUCAACCAGAGAACCUGAACCAGAAAUGUUCCAGUUAGAUAAAGCAUAGGUUCCUCCUCAAAUUAACCAGCUUACAUGCUGGUUUUGGGACUCCAAACCAUUAUCAGUUACUUGGGAGGACAUUGUUAAUACUGUUUUAAAGGCUAGGGAAGAGCAAAGUGAUUUUUCAUCGCGUACGGGCACGCCACUGUUAGAUUCAGAGUUCAGGAGAUAAGCAAAAAUACUGACAGCUACAUCAGCAUCAGAGUUAGCUGAAAUACUCUGCACAGCCUCAGUGGGAUUUAGUCAGAGAAGGCUGCUGUCAGGAAACCUCUGUGCAUUAUUGAUCACCAGACAUUCAGACUAACAGUAAUGUUCAGCACACUGUUUUCACUGAAAAGGCUUCCAGCCAUCUGAAAUGGAAAUUGAGGGAGGAAAUAUUACUACAAGAUGUGGAAAAUGAAUGGACUGAAGUUGUACUCUGUGAACUGUUAAAACCCUCUUGGCUUUCUGAACAGACGUGGAAUAGUUCUUCAGUAUUACCACUCACAUCUGCAUUAUUUGGGAAACAGUUUGUACAGAAAGUGAGAAUGAAUAAAUCAAACGGGUACUUACAUGCAAACAAGUCCACCUAUGAAAUGACGUUAUCUCUGAAUGAAAUCCUAUUAGCAGCCCACAUUGCUUCGCAUCCAUUGCAAUUGAGAACGUUUCAGCUUCUAAAAUUAAUUCUUUCCAUUCUUAAGCUUGGUGAAUUUGCCUUCCAGGUCACCAGAUUGGUCUAUAAAUUCAUUUCAAGCUGACCAAACGCCACAGGGUAGCCCACAUUACCUCUGAUUUAAUAAACUUGUACAGUGCUGUCAGCAGCGCUUGUUUCAAAGUUAAGCAAGUAGUCCUGUGAGCAAGAAAGCUACAGAAAACACUGGUUCCAAUCAGAUACUGUUCUUGGAGCCAGGGGACUGCAGAAAAGCACUGUGUGUCUGCACAGGGAUGGGCAAUGAGGUCUCUUCUCCGCUUCACCACUGUUUUUGAGGAAUACAGCAUCUCCUAUGUUUGAAACUGCUCCUCCAUCAGUUUAAAUGGCAUCACACUACUUAAAUCACAACCGAAAGGACCGUGGAUUAGUUUGGGCAGGAGUUUUCCCCUGCAAUACGAGCAUCUUCCAACACAGGACUAUUAACAAAGAUGUACCUGCUGAGCUUGGAAAAAGCCUUAGAGCUGAACCGUGUGAUGAUUCUCUGGCAAGGUUACUGAGAUAGCUGGGAUGCACACAGUCACUGAUUAUAUUGAAUAAUCAGAAGAAUCCAGACACCAACUAUCUGAUUUUUUUUCUCAUUAAUGUAUGUAACAUUACCCAUUUGUGCUUAUUCAUAAUCCGGUUCAGGUGUUUUAUUUGUUUAUUUAUUGCGAUUUUUAACCUGUUCAAUGUAAUCUGUGCUCAUUUACCAAAGAGCAGUUCAGCAAAGUACCAAAUGCAAAUUCUUUUAAGUACUUACAGGCUGCAGCUCAGUUCCGUGUUGUGGUGCAGCACUCCGAGCGAUACUCCAGAAGGGCUUUCACUGAGAAUUAUUCCUACAGCUAGCUAAGGCUGCGUGAAAAGAAGCUUGUAGAUGUGAAACCUGCAAUAACAUCAAGACAGCGCUGUUUUCAUUCCCCAAAUGGACACUAAAACCAGCUUCUACCACUUCUAAAUUCAUCUCUGUUUCAAUCUGUGCAACAUAUAAAUGUUUUCAGUGUAAUUAGAACAGACUGCUUUUAAUUUAUAAUGUCAACAGUGACUCCUAUUUCUGUACAGGCUUUCUAUGGGCUAUAAGAUGUAGCUGACCAUCCACUGGCAUUUCUUAACAAGGCUGUAAUAUGAGCCUACAUUCUAGCUCCUAUUCUUUUCCCCAUCACAGCAUUCCCAUCUGAUGCCUUUCUUUGAAAAGAUCCCCAUUUUCCGAUGUCAGCGUGUUACCUGUGUAGAAAAACACCCUACCUGCAGCUAUAGGUGAGCCAGCAUCAGUAUGAGCCACCUGCAAUGUCUGAACCUCCUUUUUUUAUCUCCUCCAUAAUAUAAUCUUGAAAAAUAAUCAGCUGUCGGGUAGAAAUAAUUAUUUUCUUAAUGUUUUCAGCGUGCUCAGGUAGCCCUUUAAUUAAAUCAGAAUGUUAUGUAAUCAUUUGGCUUUGUUAAAACUCAGUUUGAGGUUUAAUGCUCUUACCAGCCUUCUCUACUCGCUCUAAAAGUCAAAGUUUGGCUGUAUCAUUUACAUCUCUGCAUUUACUGCUGGCUGCCAAGGGGGCAUGAUUCAGGAUGAGUCAUUCCUCUGUUAAAAUAGGGCUUGCUCCAAUAUUAACUUGGGCCCAAACAAACCUUCUGACACUGCCAGUAACAAGAAACGAGUUCACCCUCUUUGCAGUUUUUAACUGAAACUGCUUUCCAUCAGCACAAUUGUGCCAAUUUAGCCUAACAUGGCUUCUUUCUGUUAAGUUAUUCUUGCUUCCUUACAGCUGUACACAACAGAAAAAUCCAGAAUAAGAGAAUUUUUGCAGCAGUAAUUUUAAAAUAAAAGUUCUAGUUAAUAGUUUGAUGUUUUUCUUUUGUAUUGCUGUUUUGGUGGUGCAAAUAAGAUGUUAUACAUCACUCCGCUGGCCUCGUGUCAUAUUUUGUUUCACCCUCAGUUCACUUCCUUAAUUGAGAUAUGCAUAAAGUGGAAAUAACGAGUAAUACUUGAUAACACGUAUUCAAAACAUGGGGCAAAUUAAUGCUUUUUACCUUCUGUCAGCAAAAUCUCCUCUCUGCAGACCUCGUCUGGAAGGUUCUCCUUUUUCCUUCACCAAAACAAAAUCCUGUUGUAGUCACUUAUAUAUACUCUUGCAGGAGACUACAACCACCGCUGUAACUGCAGGUAACUAUCAUCAGAGAAGUCCUUCUGUGUUGUCUCAUGCUGUGUGAGAGGCACUGCUAUCCACAUCUGACCCCAUUACCAAAUAUUCACGUACCUUCAUCCACUUUUGGGGUGACAGAGGUCUGAAUGCCUCACUGCAGCUCUUUGUAGCAGCUCAGAACACACCCUGCCUUGGGGUCUGUUGAGCCACACAGGUGGCACGAGAUACCUGCUAAGCAAAUAUAACUGGGAGUUGUCACAGUUUAAGAGUAAAUGACAAUUUGGAGGCAAGAGGAAUGUGGAUACCAAAACACUUUAAUCAAAUACGUAGCAAUAUUAUGUACCACACCAGUGCCCUGGCACACGGGACAGAUGACACAGUCCAGGGGAGGCAGAACUCGGUUCUGGUGUCGUCUGGGCUCCUCCCCCCUCCCCACUGGUGGAGAUGAUCCUGGAUGUGGUGCAAGCCCUUGGAAUUUCCCCACCAGAGCAUUCUUCGUGCUGUGGUUACCUCCAACACUCACAAGUACCUUUAGCUGAAGGCCUGAGCUGAGAACACCUCCCCAGCAAUGAGCUCCUUCAAAUCAUUUUCUGCUUCGUCGUGCCAUGGCUGAAGCUCAUGAGCUGCUUCUUUGGGCACUUCUGGAUGUGCUUACACUCUUGAUCCAGAUGUGUGGCUGAUUAUGCUUCCAUUACUUCUACUGCAGCAAAAAGUUGGUUGAAGUUGACAGGUUUAUACUAACAGCUGUGAUGGCGACAAGACCAAACUCACAGAACUUGUGGCAGCUUCUACAGAAGUCCUGUCUGCAUUACAGAAGCGAGACCUAUUCUUUGCCUACUGUUAAAUACGUAAUGCUACAUGGUCAUAGAGGGCCAAGAGUGAUGUUCCCAUUAUGCUGAAAAGAGAAAACAUGCAUCUCCCUGUCAUCCACUUAAAUUCAAGCACACUGACUUCCCAACUUCCUCUUCCAAAUGCAGAAACUAAGGCUGUUCUAGUCACACACAGUUACUGACCUGCUGUCCCUGGCAAGGCCACGGGGAGAUGAUAACAUCCUCUGUCUCUGAGUUAAGAACCACCACCACAACCAGAGCUGUGGGAAAGUGCCACCUGUGCUCUGCACCCACUGACAGCAGUUCUGCUCUCAGGACAGGCACCUCUCCCUGCUUGUGAGGCCUCUCUCAAUGCCAAACAGCAUGGAGACAUUGACUGCAAGUGGCCGAGGGUAGUCUCGGCUCUUACAUGGACAGCAAAAGAUCACUAUAUUAUUGUACAAUAUACAGCUAAGCAUUUUCCUCUUAAUUAACUGAGAACAGCACAGAUGCCCAAUGAGGCAUUUCAAAGCGUGAUGAAACGGUACAAAACAAAUCUCACUUUCUUGUAAUUCUGUGGCCAAGUGAAAGUAAAAGCUGAUUAUUGUGAGCUAUGCUGGGAAUACGAUGAAAGUACCUAUGUGGAACUGUGUAACACUACCUUCAGCUGCAGCACCCAAAAUAGAUGACUGAUGUAAAAGCUUCAGCUCACAAAACAUGCAGAAGCCCAGGUUGUAGGGUGUGAGAUGAAAUGAACAUCACCAGAUCUUGUGUGGCACAGAAUUUCAUACUAAAAAGCUAAAAACCUAUUAAAGAUACCAAGGAGAGUCUUCCUUUUUUGGUACUGUGGAUUUAAAAGUCUGUAACAGUGAAGACCGUGCUACAAGAGGAUCUAAAAGGAAGGAUAAGCAGUCCACUCUGAUGGCGUAAACUGCUGUACACAAAGGCUAAGAUUGCUGGUAGAAACAACGUGCCAGGGAUUUGUUCUAAAUCAAGUAUUUAAGAUGACUGAAAUGCAGUUCAAGACAGUGAAAUGAGCUUCAAAGCUGAGAGUACCUCGCUAGAUCAGAGCUUUUUUCUCUAAGAACAAAGGACUGGUGCCUUUACUUAACGUUGUCUUUAUUUAAUGAGCACUUUCUUGGUUUUGUUCCUAAAGAUUUCCUUGAGUUUCACCCAGUAAAUGACUCAGUUCUGUAAAUAGGACCCAGGUCUGUGCAGGCUGUGCAUCACUCUUAAACCCACUAAAUGGUGGAUUUCACGCACCAGUAUUUCAGCACGUUGGUAGUUCUGGACUGUUCUGCAUACAUCAGUAGAGCACAUCAAAGUAUUAAUUCUACACGGUGACUGCUUGGCCUCUGACUGCCACUUGUGCAAACUGUUCUCAUUUCA